AUGACAUCUCAAGCUAGCGCACCGUUGGGUGCUGGAGCUUGGUCGAUGCUGAAGCAUCCGCUCGCGCCUUGGUUGUGAGUCCCGAGUGCUUCGUCUCAUUGAAGCUGUUGAUUGGAAAGCAUCCCCACACGCUGACACCCACCUCACACCUGCGCUCCAUGCGCUUCGUGGAUAGGGUCGAUGCUCUUCAUGCGAAAGGCUUUAGGUCGAUGACACCGGUACAAGCAGCCAGUAUCAAUGCUUUGCUCUUCCACAAGGACGCGAUCGUCGAGGCACCCACUGGUUCGGGAAAGACGUUGGCCUACCUGCUACCUAUGUUGACGAUGCUCGAAGCGAGUGGCCAGCUGCAAAAUACGCCUUCCACCUCAAAAGACGGCCAGCAAGUCUUCGCUGCGACUCCAUCGACGUCAUCUCACGUCAAGUCGGAACUUGCAGGCCUUGUCAUUUGUCCAACGCGCGAGCUUGCAGCUCAGGUACAUCGAGUACUGGUGGACCUGCUAGCAUUUCGCUCUUCGCCACAUGACCAGUCAGAUGGGCCAGACGAAGCUUCAGAGACUCACAUCGAGCGUCAGACGGACCAAGAAGAACAACAAGAGCCGACAGAGGCCGAGGAGAAAGACAGACUAAAUACGCAGAGCCAGUACGGGGCACUAUUGGUCGUGGGUGGUGCGUCUAGGUCGGAGGAUGACUAUAGAAGGUUCAGAAAUGAUGCGUGCAGGAUUGUCGUUGGCACGCCUGGGAGAGUGCUGGAACUGGUGGAGCGCAAGACGGUAGAUACCAAGAGCCUUGAGCUGGUCGUCUUGGAUGAGGGAGAUCGGUGAGUGUGUGCCGCAAGCGUAGCAUGGCUUGGAGAGGCUCAGGUCGAUGCUCACCCACUGUGCUGGUACGCCUAGCCUGAUGGAUGCUGGAUUCUCACACGAUGUGGAAGGCAUCCUCAACUACUUGCCCAAGCAGCGGAGAUCAGCGCUAUUCAGCGCAACGAUGACGGACGCCAUCACCCGUCUGGCCUCAUUAGGUUUGCGGAACCCAGCACGAAUCGUGGUCACUGUGAAAUCCAGCAACGUAUCGGACGGUGGAGGUCAAAGCAGAGCGCCUGCCGCGUGAGUAGUUUCGAUGACCGCCCGCCACCUCGCCUCGCCACUGCGUACACCCCGUUUGACACGUCUGAUCGGUCCUCUCAGCCUGUCCAAUUUCUUCACUGUCUCCGAGCCUCACGCUCGAUUGUGGGACUUUGUGAACUUGCUACGCCUCGAAACCAUCGAGGACGCAUCGGGUCACGACGCUUCAGCUCGCAAAGUAAUCGUCUACUUUGCGACGUGCGCUCAGGUCGACUAUUUUUACAAGGUGUUGCGUGACCUGGACCAUUUACGCGGGUUGCAACUCUAUUCUCUGCAUGGUCAGCAAACGCCGUCGAGGCGAAGCGCGACAUUUGAGGCGUUCGUCAAGAGCAAUCCGAUCGGCCUUGCUGGCACAUCGCUCCAGGAUUUCGAUGCGCCUAGCGCCCAGCAGGGCGGAGAAGUACGCAGGUCCCGCAGCAAAAAGAAGAAAAGGUCAUCUGCAUCGGUCUUGCAGCUUCCUAUCGCAUCCGUGAUGAUGUGCACGGAUGUGGCUGCUAGAGGAUUAGAUCUCCCUGAUGUAGACUUGGUCAUCCAGUUCGACGCACCAAUAGAUCCGAAAGUAUAUGCGCACAGAGCUGGUAGAACUGCCAGGGCGGGCAAAGCGGGGAGAGCAGUGGUCAUGCUCGAAGCUGGGCGACCGGAGGAAUUUCCACGUGAGUAUCAAGGUGGAUUCUCCGCGCCAAUUGCACUGAUGCCUAGUCGUUCCCAUUGUAUGCAGUGGUGAUGGCAGCGCGAAAACUGCCGAUGGAAAGGUAUCCUCGCCUACUACCACUCAAACUCCCACCGGCAUCGCACGUCUAUGCCCCAACAUCUCAAGCGCUAGCCGAUGCCGAAUCGCUUUCGGCAGCCAUUCGCUCGAUGUGUCUGUCGGAUCGAGAGAUUUACGAACUCUCAGUGAGAGCUUUCGUCAGCUUUGUCCGCGCCUACUCGAAGCACGAGCUGUCCUACGUCUUCAGAGCAAAGGACAUGGAUUUGGGUGCUGUAGCUAAGUGCUUUGGGCUGAUUCGCAUGCCAAAAAUGCCGGAGGUACAGGAUGACCUCAAACGUAGAGAGGCUGCGACUUUGGAGAGCGACGAGGCGGGACGCGCGGAUCUUUGGGGCUUCAAAGAAGUUGAAGUGGAUGUGAGUGGAUCAACAACGAUCUCUGGACCUUCUGAAAUUCGCACUGACCUCGCGGGCAGCUAUGUCUUUGCAGUUGAAGACAUGGGCGUACUCGGAUCCGCAGCGGGAGGCCCAGCGCCUAGAGUCCUUGGCGUCAAAAGAAGCCAAAGUUCGCGCCGAGAGAGAGGCUGCCGAGCUGGCAGGGAGCGCGAAAAGGGACUCUUCGCUCUCGAAACGCAAAAGGAUGAGGGGCGCAGAGGUUCAAGAGAAUGCUUGGUCCAAGCAAAAAGAGGCCAAAGCUAUCAAGGAGGAGAGGAAGAGCAAGAAAGCACGAAAGAGAGAGUACAUCAAGCGAACGGCUUUGGAGCAGGAGGAAGCUGAAAGAGCGGAAAAGGAGGGGCAAGAAAGGAGCGAUGAUGAGUUGGACUGGUUGGCUGAGGAGAAUGAGGAGAAGCGAAAGCUCAGAAAAGCUAGAAAGGAACGGCAGCUCUUGGCCCUUCGGCCGCCGGAAGAAAGGGUGGAGGUGGUGGAAGCGGGAUUCUUCGAUGGUCUCUGA
This is a messenger RNA of Ceraceosorus bombacis, 2775 nucleotides long. The record is from the annotation of a GenBank genome assembly. NCBI's taxonomy places the organism in Eukaryota, Fungi, Basidiomycota, Exobasidiomycetes, Ceraceosorales, Ceraceosoraceae.